Durio zibethinus is the source of this 1249-nucleotide messenger RNA. Its product is annotated as histone deacetylase HDT1-like. The record is from RefSeq and is a predicted model, not a curated record. NCBI's taxonomy places the organism in Eukaryota, Viridiplantae, Streptophyta, Magnoliopsida, Malvales, Malvaceae.
AAAUUCAUUUCAAUGCCCAGCCAUUUUCUCUCUCUCCCGCUCCUCCUACUAUAGCACUAAUUCUCCCCAUCACAAAAACCCUAGCCUCCUCUUUUUCUUCCAUCCUCAUCAUCCAUGGAGUUCUGGGGUAUUGAAGUUAAGGCUGGACAGCCUAUUAAAACAGACCCUGGUGCCAGUUAUGUCAUCCAUCUUUCUCAGGCAUCGCUUGGCGAGUCAAAGAACAAAACAGAAUCUGUUCCCCUCUAUGUGAAUGCUGAUGGGAAGAAACUCGUUCUUGGAACUCUUUCCCACCAGAAUUGCCCUCAAUUAUCUUUUGAUUUAGUAUUUGACAAAGACUUUGAGCUCUCUCAUAACUGGAAAAAUGGGAGCGUCUAUUUCCUUGGUUACAAAACUUUUGUGCCGGAGGAAGGCACUGAUGACGAAUUGGAUAUGUCUAGUGAGGAGGAAGGCAGCGGGGAUGAGGAGCCUCCUGUGGCAGCUGCAGAAAAUGGAAAAGCUAAGGCAGAUGCAAAAACAGCUAAGGCUAAUGCCGGGAAACCUGAUGCUGUAAAACAAGCUGUCAAGAUAGAAGAACCAAGUAAUAACAAGAAAAGUGAGGAUGGUGACGAUAAUAGCCAUUCUGAGGAUGAAAGUGGUUCUGAUGAGGAAGAUGAUUCUGAGGAUGAAGAUGAGUCUGAUGAGAGAAAUUUGAAUUUUCUGUUUUCUGGACAGAUGUCCAUGGAUGAAAGUUCAGACGAUGAGGAUGAGGAGACACCCAAGAAGGUUGAGUCAAGCAAGAAGAGACCUGCAGAAGCUGCAACCCCUGUUUCUGCGAAAAAGGCAAAAUCUGCAGAUGGUAAGAAGGGUGGUCACACGGCAACACCUCACCCAUCAAAGCAGGCUGGGAAAACAUCAGCGAAGAGUCCAAAGUCCGGUGGUCAAUUCUCUUGCGGGUCUUGUAACAAGUCCUUUGGCACUGAGGGUGGUCUAGAAUCUCACAAGAAGGCCAAGCAUGGUGGCAAAUGAGGUGGUGUUACAUGCUCUUAAGUGCAUGUUUAAAUUUUGGGAUAAGAGAUGGCUUUGGUAGUAAAUGAGGGGUUUAUGGUUAAAAAAGACUUUGCGGGAUCCUUAACUUUUGAUUCCAAACUAUCAUUUUGGGUAUUAUUUUUAAGUUGUAAUGUUGUCUGUGUUCUAAUUGUCAGUUUUUAUUUACAUGGUCUUAAUGAAAGGUUUAUGUUUGCUGACUUGCUAAGGUCAGGGAAUAAUCAAA